Molecule: messenger RNA, 1446 nt
Organism: Ooceraea biroi (clonal raider ant)
Lineage: Eukaryota; Metazoa; Arthropoda; Insecta; Hymenoptera; Formicidae
Source: RefSeq, a predicted model, not a curated record
AGCGUGGCACGUUAACGAAUCACGUGCGUAUAAUUGAAUGCCUCGGCCAGAGUGAUUGCUGGCUCGCGUUGAACCUCGUGCAGCCGUUCGAUCGGUUCAUGUGGGAGAAAGUACGACUCGUGCUGCUCCAUUUCCAAGGAAGAUUACUGGAAAAGAUGUAGUCUCUUAAAAACGCCUAGCGAAAUAAGCAGAAUAAAAGAAUACCGCGUAUUCGAUUAACCAAUGGCAUUAUUAGUCGCCAUGGUAUCGGCAGAAAUUUGAUGGAAUUUCUUAGUUUUGCUCGCGAAUGUACCAAUUUCAACGUAUGCUACGUAUGGUAUGGUUAUGAAUAUGUAUAUAUCUGUUUAACAGGACAGCGACAGGAGUAGCGCUGGAAGUCCCGAGCCGGCGACAGGUGGUGGCGUACUCCACGAGCACCAAAUGAUGAUAGAUGACAUGAAGAAUUCGCGGAAGAGGCGACGGAGCCCGUCACCCGAAAAUCUCCAUCAGGCGAAACGCGCGGCGGUUGCGCAGGCUCAUCUAAACGGAACGAUGGCCGGCAUGGUGACGCUCCAGAACCUCCAGAACCUGGCGAACCUGCAGAACCUCCCGCAAGUCGCGUCCCUGGCCGCCGGUCUUCAAGGAAUGACAGCGGGACUGACCAACAACCAGCUGAUCAACACUCCGUUGAAUCUAACCGUCAGCUCGUCAGGCGGUACGGUACCAACAGCCUCGAGUACGACGGCGGCUCCCCACCUUCUGCAACCUAGCUCGGCCCCAAUGGCGACGUUACCUCAGCUAUUAUCUCAACCGCAACCGGUCGCGAUGCCUCAAUUCAUCCUAACGUCCGGUCAAUUGGUCCAGGGCAUUCAAGGGGCUCAGCUUCUUAUCCCCACUUCGCAAGGGAUCGCCACUCAGACCAUCCUGACCAUACCGGUCAGCCACGUCACGAACAAUCAGAUGGUGAACCUGGCGCUGAGCAACGGACAGGUAGUUUCCACGACACUGGCGAACCUGCAGUCUCUAGCCCAGCCGCAGAACAUGCUCAACACCCCUACGAGCAACGUUCCCACGAGCCCCAGCCUGGCAUCGGGAUUAGGACUGAAUCCCGCCGCUCUGCCGCAUCUUCUGAGCAACAGCUCGGCGAGCCAGCAACUUCUGAGCGCGAUGCAGCCUCAGCAACUGCUGCAGGCCGCUCAGGCGGCACAGGCGCAAGCCGCGCAGGCCGUACAGGCCGUUCAGGCCUCACAGCAACCGCUGCUAACGACGUCGCCUCAACAGCACAGCCACCGGCACACCUCGCAUAUAAAUCAUUACACGGUAUGUCCGACCCCCUUCGCAAGUAUUUCCCCCUUUCUAUUGGGUUGUUCGGAAAGUUAUUUCGUUUUUUCAAGGAAAAAUGAAAGGCGUAUCGGGCACCGUGAGAAAACGCUCGAUUCUCAAAAUCGAUUGACGCUGCCAACGUAG